Molecule: messenger RNA, 2590 nt
Organism: Poecilia latipinna (sailfin molly)
Lineage: Eukaryota; Metazoa; Chordata; Actinopteri; Cyprinodontiformes; Poeciliidae
Product: ras-related protein Rab-5B-like
Exons: 6
Coding region: 273-923 (216 amino acids)
Molecular function (GO): GTP binding; GTPase activity
Source: RefSeq, a predicted model, not a curated record
UUCAUGCCAGUUUGACAAUGCGGCACUCACAGCGCAUGCGCCAGAUUACAGGAAGCGUUAACAUUUUUCUUCCAGCAGCAGCUGAUAGCUCCACUGUCAACAGAAAAGCCUGGGACACCUGCUGCCGCUCAAACACGAAAAACACCGGAAGAGUACAAAGAUCAAGCCAGCCCCAGUAACGAGUGUCUGCUUGGGAGGCCACUCGGGUCACUGUUAGAGCAGCAUUCCAGGGAGGAGGCCCAUCCCCCCAGCCGUCUCCUGCACAGGUCGGUAUGAGCUCCAGAGGGAGCGGCAGCCGAUCCAACGGCUCGCUACCGCAGACCAAGAUCUGCCAGUUCAAGCUGGUGCUGCUGGGGGACAUGGCUGUGGGCAAGUCCAGCCUGGUGCUACGCUUCGUCAAGGGACAGUUCGACGAGUUCCAGGAGACGACUAUAGGGGCUGCGUUCUUGGCUCAGUCAGUGUGUUUAGACGACACCACAGUCAAGUUUGAGAUCUGGGACACAGCAGGACAGGAGCGAUACCACAGCCUGGCUCCCAUGUACUACCGCGGAGCUCAGGCCGCCAUCGUCGUGUUUGAUAUCACUAAACCGGAGACCUUUGAGAGAGCCAAGGCCUGGGUGAAGGAGCUGCAGAGGCAGGCCAGUCCAAACAUUGUUAUCGCUCUGGCCGGAAACAAGGCUGAUCUUGCUGAGAAGAGACUGGUAGAAUACGAGGAAGCCCAGACAUAUGCUGAGGACACCAGUUUGCUGUUCAUGGAGACGUCUGCCAAGACAGCCAUGAAUGUCAACGAGCUUUUCUUGGCUAUUGCAAAAAAGAUGCCAAAAACAGACACGCAGAACCCAACACACGCAGCACGACAUCGGGGAGUGAACCUCCAGCAUCCAGACGCCCACUCCAGCCGAGCCUGCUGCGGCGGAAACUAAAGCUCCUGAACCACCCCGCUGUGUAUUAACAUCCCCCCCACCCAUCCGUUCUCCCCUCCACCACAGUCCUGAAACCGCCACGUCGUGUUGCAGCAACAUCCAGAGGUUAGCCUGAUGUAGGGGAACCUGACGUCCGCUCCCCUCUGUGUGUUGCGCCCAUCCUCCAGUCCAAGCAGACAGAAACCCAAAGGAACGGGGGAAGACAGAAGAAGAAUGAUGCCAAUUGAAUUAAGGGCGGACACUUGAGUCUGCCCACCAGACUCUGAGAUUUUACUUUUGGAAAUAACAGGCGAAGACCAAGAUUGAGAAGUGCAAAACAAAGGAAAUGUGCAAGGCAGCGGCAAGCCUGUUGUAGUAUUUAGCACCAAUUGUGAAAAUCCUGUUUCUCUCUGCCUUGCUUCAGUUUACCCACUGUCCUGUUGCAUAAACUGAACAGCACAUUCUUGUGAGUGGACAGAAACCAUUAGAAAAGGGAGCUUUCUUCUUCUUUGUGGAGCUUGCUUUGUCUGAUUUUGAACUGAUGAAAAGUCUGCUGUGAAUACUGCCUCAUACCACCGUCCUGGAAUGACCUGUAACCCUUCUGUCAUGCUUGAAAAGAUCCAUAUCACAAUGUCUCAAGUGUGUCAGCCUGGUCAAAUUUCUAGUGUGAUGAUUUAGACUUCAUUGCCUUCCAGCUGUAAUAUUCCAGCCUAUCCAAAUCAUGUCCUGUAGUCUAGGUAGAAACUUAAAUUUACUACAUGAGGCCAACGUGUUGGCGCACACAAAGCUAAACCUGUUUGUAUUUUAGGUAUUUCAGAUGCAAUGUUGAGAAACUCCCUGCAACGUAGUGCAUGGGCAGUGAUGAAGAAAGAGGGGAAACUUUACCACAACACUAUGGCCUUGAUGUGGAGGGGAUGUUGGGCACUAAACACAAUGAACAGCGGGGAAAUCUAAAGCAUUCGGAUUGGCAUCAAAUACCAGGAUCCUGCUGUGAGUAGAUCUCUUAAACCGACUGAAGGGCUGCACUGAGUAAUAGAGGUGAUUCGAUUGCAGAUAAUGCCAUGGUGUCUGCUUCUGUGCAUGUAAAAAUUCUCGCCUCAGAUCACUGAUAUCCUGGGGUUGUUUGUUUAGUUAUGUGGAAGAAAGCAGAAAAGAUCUAAAAUGAAUAUCAAAACAACCCAAGUUUCCCUGUGGGAUCUUUUCUGCCCGUCUUCUGGUAAAUGUCCCUUGUUUGUCUCUUGUCACGGUGAUCUUAGAUGGUUUUCUGAAUUAACUUAUUUUCAGACAAUGCUCUUGAAAUGAGUUAGGUGUGCUUGUUAGCUGUCAAACCUGGCCGAAGAAAACAGGAAAAAAAAAAUGUUGGUAAAACACGAGAACAGAAGUGCCUACUCCAAGUUUUCUUUUUCCUUGGUGUGACUUUUAUUUUAUUUUUUGUGGACAGGGCGCAGGAAAAGCACUUCCCUGAUACUGGCUUGUAUUUAAAACAACAUGGCGUCUUGUCGUUAAGCUACACUGUAAUGGCUCUUUGAAUGGAUGUAAAGAGAUCUUGUCAAAGACACUGUAUGUCAUAUAUUGUCCUUAUUUUAAUGAAAGUGUAUGUUGACUUUAGCAGAUCACACCUGUAAACCUGGAAUGGAUUGUUCAAAGGACUCUAAUCAGUGUUAUAAAUCUAUUUGAUUUAAACCAAC